GUAAUAUCUGGUAGGUGGGGGCUGAUAGGUGGAUCGGUGGGCCUUGUCAAAUAUAAAGCGGCAGAUCCCUGAACAGACCUCAGGAGGGAAGACGUUCAACUAAGAGCGCGAAAAUAACAGAAUGGCCUUGCUCAAGAUUGCUUUGAUUCUCUUCAUUUCUCUUGAAGGCUGUGCUUUGACUUCGAGUUUUGAUCUCGACGGUCAGCAAAAUAUUCCAGAUUCCUCAAGAGCAAAUGGGGACGUCUGCAAGGACUGUACCCAAAUAUUUGAACUCCUCGCUGACAUGAUUUCCAAUGCAGACCUCCAGAAAAAGAUCAUGGACGACAUUGAAAAACUGUGUGACCACAUUCCUGGACCAGCUGCCAAAAUCUGCAAAGAAGAAGUGGAGAAGAUGUUCCCUCUGGCAGUCAACUUCCUCACUACUUUUGUAAAACCAGCACAGGUCUGCAAAGUCCUUGGGCUCUGUGGCACCUGCGAUGAACAGGAGAAGAUGCUUCGGUAUUUUGCCAAGGAAGCCCUUCAGGCUGCUGCGAGAAGUGAAAAUGUGCAGUCCACAUCACAAUGCUCCUUCUGCAUUUUUCUUUUCAAGACUUUGGAGGACUUGCUGCCUAAAGAAAGAACUGAGACCAUUGUGAUCCAACUGCUGGAGGAGAUUUGUCACAUUUUGCCCUCCUCCUACCGAGAUCAGUGCGAGGCUGUGAUUGGCAAGUUUAGCAAGGUGGUGCUGGACGCAAUCCUGCGCUACGCCACCCCUCAGGCCAUCUGCUCGCUCAUCCACCUGUGUAAAGGGCAGGAGGCUCCUCUUGUAGACCCGUGCACUUUGAGGACAUACAGGUGCAGAGAUAUCCAGACUGCCGUCAAAUGUGGAACGGUGUUUUACUGCCACAGAUUCGCCUGGAAGCCUCUCACCUACAACACCAUUUGAAAUGUUGAGGGUGGGACUUAAAAUAUGAGUCAACCCUGGCGUCCCCACGGAUGACCCAGAUCUUUCACUGUCAAGCUGCAAAUAUUUCUCUGUUUGACACCUGUGGCAUUCUGCCUGAUAGCAUUCCUUUUAGAUACUGAUUUGAUAUCUUGCUAUAUACAUACAGUCUGCAUUGAGUGAAGAAAACCAGGACUUAGCUAGGUAAAAUAUGAUGGACAAAAGGACUAUUUGAAUUUAAGAACUAAAAGGAAUGUUGAAAAGAUACGAAAGACCAACUGUAGGAUCAAGAUGAUCAGGACGCUGAAGGAAGAAAUGCUUCUCAAUCAUUCUUUAUGCUUACAAUUUUUCCAGUUUUAACCAACCAUGUAUUUUUAAUUUUUUUAAUUCAACUGACCUUAUUUGCUUUAAAGACUUCUCUUUUUGUAAUCUUUCAGACAUGAUCUAAUCUGAAUGACUGUUAAAUAAAGUAUAUAUGUCUAUCACUGUCUGUGAAACAUCAAUAGAGCUGAUUUCUCUUCAAGUAUUUUUUAAAAAAUAAAUAAUUUAUCUCCCGCA
Scatophagus argus is the source of this 1480-nucleotide messenger RNA. It is a transcript of the gene sftpba, whose product is annotated as prosaposin. The transcript is spliced from 10 exons. Gene Ontology annotation, biological process: sphingolipid metabolic process. The record is from RefSeq and is a predicted model, not a curated record. Lineage: Eukaryota; Metazoa; Chordata; Actinopteri; Scatophagidae. Gene Ontology annotation, cellular component: lysosome. The coding region runs from base 122 to 925 and encodes 267 amino acids.